Messenger RNA from Paramormyrops kingsleyae, 1656 nucleotides. Lineage: Eukaryota; Metazoa; Chordata; Actinopteri; Osteoglossiformes; Mormyridae. The record is from RefSeq and is a predicted model, not a curated record.
CUCCCUAUAUCUCCCUGUGUCUGGCUCUCUCUCCCUAUAUCUCCCUGUGUCUCCCUUUGUCUUUCUGUGUCUUCUUAUGCCUCCCUGUGCUUUCUCUUGUCUGCCCGUCUCUUCCCAUUGUUAGAGUGCCCUCCUGAGUUCUGGGGUCCCGACUGCAGUAAGCUCUGCCAAUGCCACCCCCAUGGCCGCUGCCACCCAGAGACGGGGCGGUGCACCUGCGACCCCGGGCGCUGGGGGGUGCACUGCGAGAACGUUUGCAGGUGUGGCCGCCAUGGCCAGUGCAACCCCACAUACGGCAACUGCACGUGUGACGACGGCUGGUGGAUGGCCACGUGCAGCAAGCCGUGCCAGUGUGUGUUGGGGCAGGCGCGCUGCAAUCCAGUCUCGGGUCGCUGCAUCUGCAAGGACGGUUACUGGGGGGUACGUUGCUCCCAACGCUGCCGCUGCUCGGGGUCUCCCUGCCUGCAGCAGACGGGCAUCUGCGUGUGCCUGCGUGGGUGGGCAGGGCCCAUCUGCGAGCACCCCUGCCACUGCAAUUGGCAACAUGGUCGGUGCGGAGAUGAUGGGGACUGCGUGUGUCAGCCGGGGUACAGGAAGCCGUCCUGUGAUGAGCCCUGCAGCGCCGGGUCCUACGGGAAUGACUGCAAGAAACAGUGUGGCCGCUGCCGCGAGGGGCAGCCCUGUUCUGCAGUGGACGGCUUCUGUUCUUCCUGCGAGCCGGGCUGGAACGGGACGCGCUGUGACCUGCCCUGCCCACCUGGUUACCAUGGAUACCUCUGCCAGGAGACGUGCCCGCGGUGCCGCGGCAGGGAGCCAUGUGACCCUGAGAGUGGCAAGUGUGUGCACUGUGAACCCGGCUGGACCGGACCCAGGUGUGACGCCCCCUGUCCCGAAGGCACCUUCGGAGACGCCUGCCGCUUUGUCUGCCCUCCCUGCGUCGGUGGCCGCUGCCAUCACAUGUCGGGUAUCUGCGUGUGCCAGCCUGGCUUCUGGGGGGAGAGCUGCAACAGCUCGUGUCCGGCACACCAUUAUGGGGUGAACUGCUCGUCUGCCUGCGACUGCGGGGAUGGUGGCUGUCACCCAGCUACGGGGCAGUGCCUCUCUGGUCAUCGAGGGGCCCUGAUCGCAGGCAUCACUGUCCUGCUGCUGCUGGUGCUUCUCAUUGGCUGCUGUUGCUGCUGCUGCUGCUGCUGCUGGCGGCACCCAGUCGACCCCAAGGAAAGGGUGGCGGUCCGCGAUGGGGGCCCAGCGGUCCGAAUGAAGCACCACAUGUACAGUGUCUUAGCCAACAUGGGCUCCGCCGUACCCUGCCUGACCCUUUGGUCGUCUGGGCUGCCGCGGGUCACGGUGUCCCACCACGACCCCGAGCUGACCUUCAACCACAGCUUCAUCGAGCCGCCGUCCUCCGGCUGGGUGUCCGGCAGCUCCUCAUCCUUUGAGAGUGACGACGCUGAGGCCGUUUACUGUCUGCCCCCCCGGGAGGGUAAGGGAUGCCCCUGCUUUUCUUCCUUCUGCUGCUGGUGUUUAGUUUUUCCUGCAGGUUUAUUGCUUCUGGGUGCUGCUUUAUUUUCUAUCUCUCUGCUCCCUCUCUCCUUUUUCUCUCUGUAUGCUCCCUCUCUCUAUCUCUCUGCUCCCUCUCUCCUUUUUCUCUCUGUA